UGGUAGUAACACAUAGCUUCUCGAGUGGGAAAAGCAUCACGACCCCGGCGCCUUUCCUGCAGGUCGUGAAUGUUGUUGUUGCGCUCGCUGCUUUUCAGGUCAAGAUCCAAGGAUGGGCACAAGGCACAUCGAGGACUGUUGUUGACAUCAUACAGCAGGGCGCUCCGCCGCUGGAGAAGCACCUUUUGACCUCCAACGUUUCGUCCGCGCAGUUUUCAUCGGAUCAAUUCCACGGUUGUUUAUUCAGCAUCUCCAUCUACACACCUUUCCCUCUCCCUCUCCCUCUCCCUCGCCCUCUCUAUCUGAUUCCACCAAUACGUCCGCCAUGAACGACGGCUUUGUCAAGACCUGGCCGCGAAGGCUCUUGCAGCUCGAAGGUGCUUGCAUAUUCGGUUCAACCAUCUGGGCCUAUUCACGUUCCAGACAGUCGUGGUGGACCUUUGCCGCUCUCCUCCUGACCCCAGAUCUGGGUAUGGCGGGAUAUCUUGCCAAUACCUCGGCUGGCGCCUUCUUGUACAACACCUUUCAUACGGAAACGCCUCCCAUACUUUUGCUGUGCAUGGGGUUGGCACGAGAUAACAAGACCCUCACUGGACUGGCUUUGAGUUGGCUCGCGCAUAUUGGCAUGGACCGCAUGCUGGGGUAUGGUCUGAAGUACGGAACAAGUUUUAGCCACACACACUUGGGCGACCUGGGCUUCUCUAGCAAGAGGGACGAUAAGACAAGCGCAUCUCAGUAAGAUGUCCAAUUCUCCGGGGUGCCAGGCGUGGUGCAGUCAAUCGCCGCUUGACAAUAGCGGCACGCUUGGAAGGCCGGCAAUGUCGUGUACCACAUUAGCUAGAAAAAGGAACUAUCCUCUUGUCAUGGCAAGACACUGGGCGGACAAGCCCCUAAAUACGAGCAAGUCAACAACUUU
Messenger RNA from Cladophialophora immunda, 916 nucleotides. RefSeq lists its product as uncharacterized. The transcript has a single exon. Bases 326 to 739 code for a protein of 137 amino acids. The record is from RefSeq and is a predicted model, not a curated record. Lineage: Eukaryota; Fungi; Ascomycota; Eurotiomycetes; Chaetothyriales; Herpotrichiellaceae.